AUGUUUCAGAGGACGACAUCGUUACGCCGCCACUGGUCCGAGUACGUUGUGGUAUGCCGAGUCGAUUCGGAUUGGAACGGCAUUUUGGUCCUCAGUGAAGAGAGAUUACUAGAGUUCGGAUGUUGCACUGCUUCUCGUGGUGGGUUUUCUUUUUUCUCUCGUGGCAUUAGUAGAGUAGGUAGUAUUCUGCUGUACUUGCUCUAG
Messenger RNA from Morchella sextelata, 204 nucleotides. RefSeq lists its product as uncharacterized. The transcript has 5 exons. Lineage: Eukaryota; Fungi; Ascomycota; Pezizomycetes; Pezizales; Morchellaceae. The record is from RefSeq and is a predicted model, not a curated record. The coding region runs from base 1 to 204 and encodes 67 amino acids.